AUAAGUGAAGCUGAAAAACUGCAGCAAACUUGUUGGGAGUGUGGAAACAACAACACAGGCAGCCGGGGAGAGAAUAUAGGAAAAACAGACGGGAGGAACUCCGGUGUACAAGACCAGAUUAUCCUCUCCAACCAUUGAGCAUGAAACUAAAUGAGAAAAAUAUGGUACAUUAUGCAAUGUGUGAUUCUCCAGCAGACCACACUGGAUACCUUUACAAGAAAAGAGAGUGCCACACUAACUACAAGAAGCAAUGGUUUGUCCUAAAGGGAAACCUUCUCUUUUAUUUUGAGGAUCGGGAAAGCAGAGAGCCUUCAGGGUUGGUUGUCUUAGAAGGGUGCACUGUGGAACUGUGUCAGUCAAAUGAAAAAUAUGGUUUCACAGUCAGAUUUAAUGGUUCUGGCUCCCAAUCUUACAUCCUAGCAGCAGACAGUCAAGAGGCGAUGGAAUGUUGGGUGAAGGCUCUAACCAGAGCUAACUUUGCUUAUAUGAAACUGGUUGUGAAAGAUUUAGAGAGAAGGCUGGAAUCAAUGCAAAAGAACAGUGUACACAGGAAAAAUAAUCAACAUAAAGUUAAAUGUUGCUCUGUUGCCAAAGUGAGGCGGGCAAAUUACAGGUCCGCAAAAAUAGUUACACAUUCAUCCCAUAUAGGAGAUACGAACAUGGAGAAACAUUUACAGGAUAUUUCAACGCCUUUUGCCCCUCAUCAACAUGGUGCAUAUUGGAUCAAUACAUCUCCCUCAGUGACACCUUUAAAAUCACUGAAAAACACAGUAUGUCCUGGUACAACAUGUUUCUCCAAAUUACAUGAGUGGUAUGGUAAAGAUAUUGAGGAAUUAAAGAUACUGUGGAAAGAGAAACACAUAAACCAGGAGGACUCAGCUAAAUUGUGAUCUAGUGACAUGUAAUAAAUAAAUCAUUUUACCUACUUAUCUACUUAAA
Messenger RNA from Pseudophryne corroboree (corroboree frog), 939 nucleotides. It is a transcript of the gene PHETA2, whose product is annotated as PH domain containing endocytic trafficking adaptor 2. The record is from RefSeq and is a predicted model, not a curated record. The coding region runs from base 141 to 890 and encodes 249 amino acids. Lineage: Eukaryota; Metazoa; Chordata; Amphibia; Anura; Myobatrachidae. Gene Ontology annotation, cellular component: early endosome; trans-Golgi network; recycling endosome. Gene Ontology annotation, biological process: retrograde transport, endosome to Golgi; receptor recycling; endosome organization. The transcript has 2 exons.